This is a messenger RNA of Lachancea nothofagi CBS 11611, 1341 nucleotides long. The record is from the annotation of a GenBank genome assembly. Lineage: Eukaryota; Fungi; Ascomycota; Saccharomycetes; Saccharomycetales; Saccharomycetaceae.
AUGACUGCGAACUUGGCCGAAAUGGCCGCUGUCAGACGCGCCGUGUGGAACUCACGCGCCGCGCAUCCCAGAGUUGUCCAGAUGGAGCUUCUCUCGCACCAGCUUGCGUGCCAGGACUACAGCGUCGACAUCCUUCGACACCUCAUCGACAUCGAACAGACGAGUCGCCCGUGCCUCGCGAGUUUCCAGGCCCAGCCUGAGAUCAACACCCACAUGCGCUCGCUCAUCUUCGACUUCGCCAUGUGCUGUCACACGCGACUUGCACUUUCGUCCUCGACCUUGUUUCUGUGCUUCAGCGUCAUCGACCGCUACUGCAGCCGCAUCAUUGUCAAGAGCUGCACCUACCAAUUGGUCGCCUUGUGCAGUCUAUGGCUCGCCUCCAAAUACACCGACAAAAAGCCCCGCGUGCCGUCUUUACGCGCGCUGCAAAACCUGUGUUGCAACCAGUACUCGCGCUCUCAAUUCCAGGAAAUGGAACUUCACAUUUUGAAAGCCCUCAACUGGGUUCCUUGCAACUCCCCUCCACACGACGUGUUCGUUGAUAUCCUUUUGAAAAACAAAAUCAGCUCUUUAAGCUACAAGGGACUGAAUCUCAACGAUUUGAAGUACGGGAGUUGUGUGUUGUGUGAACUGGCGUGCUUCGACCACGUACUUGCGUUCGAUUGUAACGCUAGUGCAGUGGCCCUUGCCGCUGUCACCCUCACUACACACGCGCUAAGGCUAUCGGUUGACGGCGAAUUUUUGCAUUACUCUACUAUGCUCAAGGACAUCAACUUGCAACGCGUUUGCAAUUUGAUCUUGAAGAAGCUACGGUCCCGCAGUUUUCCCUCGAGUUUCAAACUCAAAUAUCUGGGACAAAACACUUUGGAAUCUAACCCCAUUUUGAAAAGUUUGAUAGAGUACGACUUGAUGAUUGCCCCACCACUUGUUCCAUCUUCCAUGGUGAAGCCAACCUCCGUUCCCUCACCUACAACUCAAGAGUGCGACUCCCAGGCUGUCAACAUGAGCCCCGUUUCCUACACUGGCAAGUCAGAUACUGUUUUCCCCUCGCACAAUUUCCGGUCUCCUCGCAUUAACGUUCCUCCAACACCAAAUACGCCCUCUACCAUGGGACUGAAGUUCAAUGCCGCUCAUGCAGCCCAAAUUGCCACCCCCCAGUCGAAUGCUUCCUCAAAUGCAUCACCGGACCUCUCGAGAUCUAGUGGUCCUGCUACAUAUGCAAUUGGGUCUGGAGUUGUACGUCCUGCUAUUUUCAAGAGGUCCGAUUCCAAGCGCAAUUCGGCCAACAUGGAUCUGGAUUUCUUUGGAGUGGCCGAGGUAGCCUGCAAACGCCCGAGGUAG